Molecule: messenger RNA, 1516 nt
Organism: Cucurbita maxima (winter squash)
Lineage: Eukaryota; Viridiplantae; Streptophyta; Magnoliopsida; Cucurbitales; Cucurbitaceae
Product: putative septum site-determining protein minD homolog, chloroplastic
Exons: 2
Coding region: 107-1078 (323 amino acids)
Biological process (GO): negative regulation of cell division
Cellular component (GO): cytoplasmic side of plasma membrane; cytosol
Molecular function (GO): ATP hydrolysis activity; ATP binding
Source: RefSeq, a predicted model, not a curated record
UCAGUCUCUGUCGCGGAGGAACAUUCAGUCUUCCAUUUCCAGUGUCUCAAAGUGAUUAAAUCCUUAUUGUUGGGGUUGGUAUGCCCUAAUUCUUGCGUUAAGGACAAUGCGAAUCCUUCACCUUCUUCCCAAACCAUUCAUCUUCAAUCCCUUCCAUUCCAAAGCCUUCCCAAGCCCCAACCCUAAAUCCUUCCCCAAAUCCCCCUCUUCCACCCCCGUUAAAUCCGUCCUUCAAUGGAACCGGAAGCCGGAGCUCGCCGGUGACACUCCCCGCGUCGUCGUCAUCACCUCUGGUAAAGGCGGCGUUGGCAAGACCACCACCACUGCCAAUGUCGGCAUUUCCCUGGCCCGUCUUGGCUUCUCUGUUGUGGCCAUUGAUGCGGACGUUGGCCUCCGGAAUCUCGACCUUCUCUUAGGGCUUGAGAAUCGUGUCAAUUACACUGUUGUUGAGGUUCUCAAUGGGGAUUGCCGGUUGGAUCAGGCUUUGGUGAGGGAUAAACGAUGGUCCAACUUUGAAUUGCUUUGUAUUUCGAAGCCUAGGUCGAAAUUACCUAUUGGUUUUGGUGGGAAAGCAUUGGUUUGGCUUGUUGAUGCGUUAAAAGCAAGACCAGAAGGUUGUCCUGAUUUCAUUAUUAUCGACUGUCCGGCUGGAAUUGACGCCGGAUUCAUUACCGCCAUUACACCUGCUAAUGAGGCGAUUCUUGUAACGACGCCGGAUAUCACGAGCUUGAGAGACGCCGAUAGGGUGACGGGAUUGCUUGAAUGUGAUGGAAUUCGAGACAUUAAGAUGAUGGUGAAUCGGGUUCGGACAGAUAUGAUCAAAGGGGAGGAUAUGAUGUCCGUGCUAGACGUACAAGAGAUGUUGGGGUUGGCUUUAUUGGGUGCAAUCCCUGAGGAUUCAGAGGUAAUUCGUAGCACAAACAGAGGGUACCCUCUGGUGUUGAACAAGCCACCCACAUUGGCGGGUUUGGCCUUUGAGCAGGCAGCUUGGAGGCUUGUUGAACAGGACAGUAUGACGGCUGUGAUGGUCGAGGAGGAGCCGAAGAAACGAGGUUUUUUCUCGUUCUUUGGUGUCUAAGAGAUCAAAUUCUCUGAGACAAAGGUUGUGUAGAUCUUAAGGGGCCAUGUAUAAAGUGAGUAGAAGAAUUUUGGUAGUGUUAGAAGAGCAGCCGGACCUGCUACUACUUGUUCAACAGGAGGAGAUGCCACGGGAUAGGGGCAACUUUCUUCUGGAGUGCUGAUUGUUUUUGUUGUUGGGAUGAAGUUUGAUCCUUGAUUUUUUUUUUUUUUUUUCGUUGUACAAAUCCUUGUUGAGGUUUGCUCAGGUUGACGAUCCUUGGUUAGGUUUAUUGCCAUACAAAAGAGCUAAAACUCUUUUUAUGAGUUCCACUUCUCAAAGGAAGUCGAGUCUUAUAAAAGACGCUACUCUAGGGAGAAAGUUCUCGAGUUGAGUCUUUGUGAGUUCAUCUCAAACAACUUUGGAAAUUUGUAUCUAAUGAUUUUGUUGGGAUUGAAA